UUGUUACCUCCAUUCUGUCAUUUGCCAAAAAAAGAAAGAAUAAUAAUUGCAAAUUUAAUUCUAUUAAACCUGUGAUCAUUUCCUUAUUAUUUCGUUUCAAAUGUUCUAAAUACACAGGACGCAAAUGAUUUUCAGAGAUUCAUGAAUACAUCAUUGCUUGUUUUCGUUUUGUUUGCCGAUUUACAAAUAAAAUAAUACAAUUAAAUACGGUCGGGUGUGUGAAGAGGAGUCAGUUCAUGUGAAUAUUGCAAAAUAAAGAUGCAGAAAUCAUUUUAAGUGCUCGCUGUGUUUUUGUAUCGUUCGUUGUUGACUCCUUCUCAUGGUUAAUUCCUAAAUCUUCUUUGAAAACGGAUAGAAUAAGAAGAAAGCCACAAGUACGUGUCGAAAAAAAAAACAAACAAAAUCUGUGUAGAAUUAAAUAAAGGCAUAGUGACGAUUGCAACAACAAACACUACUCAAAUAACUGCACACAAGCUCGGCAUUUAGCCAAAAAAGUUAGAAACCAGAACAUUAAACUCUUGUUUAAAUAUCAACAAAAAAAAGCAGACGGGUCAUAUUUGUAGCAAUGACAUCCACAACAAAUUCAACAACAUCGUCUGGAGGUGGUAGCGAAUCGAGCAAUGAGACGACACCGUUAGAAUCCUCCUCGUCGUCAUCAUCAACAUCCUCGACGGCAUCAGCGUCUGUGCCAAAUAAUAUUGAAUUGGAGUACAAUAAAAUAUCAAAAGAUCGCAACGGUUGGCAACGUCUAUACCAGGAAAUUCGCGAAAGAUGUGAACGAGAAGCAAAUGAAAAACAUUUUUGCACCAGUGAAUCAGAAAAAUCACACAAUCGUUGCUUAAACAGAUAUCGCGAUGUUAAUCCCUAUGAUCAUUCACGAAUUAUAUUACAUAGAGGCAGUGUGGAUUAUAUCAACGCAAACUUGGUUAAGAUGGGAAGAGCAGAACGAAAAUAUAUCUUAACACAGGGACCCCUAGUGGGUACAAUUGGACAUUUUUGGUUAAUGGUUUGGGAACAAAAAUCUCGGGCUAUUCUAAUGCUAAACAAAUUAAUGGAAAAGAAACAGCCAAAAUGUCAUUUGUAUUGGCCGGAGCGCAAGGGGCCGGAAAAUGCAUUGAAAUUGAACGAAGUAAAACUAACCGUGGAGUUUUUACAUUGGACGGAGUACAAAAAUUUUUGUGUUCGAUGGUUCAAAUUGACUGAUCUACAAUCGAAUCAAAGUCGAAAUAUUAUACAAUUCCAUUAUACAACAUGGCCCGAUUUCGGUGUGCCAAGUUCACCUGUUGCUUUUUUAUAUUUCCUUAAAGAGGUACGUGCUUCAGGAGCCUUAGAUCCCAACGAAGGACCUGCAGUUGUGCAUUGCAGUGCUGGUAUAGGUCGUUCGGGUACAUUCUGUUUAGUUGACUGCUGUCUGGUGUUGGUUGACAAAGAGGGUGUAAAUAAUGUUUCUGUGCAAGAUGUUUUGUAUGAAUUGCGAAGGUAUCGCAUGGGAUUGAUACAAACCGCCGACCAAUUGUAUUUUUCAUAUCAGGCCAUUAUUGAAGGCAUUAAACUACUUAAAGAUCAGAACUUUAUGAAUUAUAAUGAAGUGGUGUACAAUUCAGUAGAAGAUCAUUGCCAACAAAAUGACGAAUACAAUUUGGAUGAAACUCCACCGCCUUUACCACCGCGUACUCAUUCACUUCUACCUAUGGCUGGUAGUGGGGCCGAUGGGUCUCUACGUUUGAACUUAAUGGGUAAUAAUUCUCAAAACAAACCUUUGCCCAAAAUACCGGCCAGUGUUAGUUUCAAUGAUGACUUGUAUGCGCCCGAUAAUGACAAAACCAACAAGGAUGCUUUGAACAAUUUCAUUAAUAGUGAAAGAAACACAGAUGCUACAAAUAUGACACAUCGGCCCCUACCCCCACUGCCCAGAGAGAAUUCAUUAGAUCGUGUACAUGAAUCGGAUAGUGAUGAAAACGAAUACGAUGAGGAUGACAGAAAUGAUGAAAACGACAAUGAAGACCACAUUGUUGCUGAAGCAGAGGCAAAUGAAAAUGGGACUGCAACAAAACAUAAUCAUAGCAAAUCGCUGGAAAAUGAAAAUAAAGACCAAGAUUCUAAGAAACUAAAUGGUGUAGAGUCGACAGACCCAGUGAGUCCCGAUAACGAAUUGAGACGUCGCAAACGAGCCGAACGUCAAGCAAACAUCGAGCAAAAAGUAAAUGAAAUCAAAAGAAAACAGAGAGAAAACGAGGAGAACAAACAAACGGCGAAGAAACGAAGGUCAAUAAUUACUUAUAUAACAGCAGGUGUUGUUGUGGGUGUUAUCUGUGUUUAUGUCUAUUCGAAAUGGGCCUAGAUCUUUAAUUCCAUAAAUAUUACCCACGUAAUAUGUUCUUUCCCAGAGUCCUUGCUCCAUUUUGCAUAGAUCGCAUUGUCGAUGUAAGUGGGCAUACAAUAAGGAAGUGUUGUGCCCAAACGAGCCAACACACACACCAUUGGGAAGAAUAUAGAGUGAGAAUAUGGUAACGAACAAUAAAUUAAAAGAGAAAACACUUUUUGUUUUGCCACCUAUUAUUAAUAACAUCGACUAAAUGAAUUUUUCUACUUCUAUUUAAAUUAUGGAAACUGAACAACAAAACAUAUUAUUAAUAUUUACUUGUAAAAACUAAGUUUUUGCAAUUAGAACUUUUAUUAUAUCAUAUAACUUAGAGGAACGCACAUAGAGAAACAAAACCAUAUAAAACAUAUAUAGACACAGACGCUGCAGGAUAACACUUGUAAGAAGCACACACACACACAAGCAUUGUUUUCCAUUUUAUCAUGAUUUCUUUCAAAUAAAUUUGAUUGUUGCAAUUUUUACUACAAUCGUAUGGGCAUUAAAUUGGGCGUGUUUUACACAUACAUACACAUACACAAAACUUCAAAAUUGUUAAUAUAUUAUUUUUGAAUUGUAAAGAAACCAUGUUGCUAAAUAUUAGUUUUAUUGAGGUAUUCUUUUUUUAAGCUUUGUAAACAAAUUUUUUAAUGAACUCAUAUUUUGACAUUGUUUUGUUCCAUACAUUGAAUAAUCAUAGUUCAGCAUAAAAAUGUGAGCUUAACAAAUAAAACACGCCUCAUGUUGAUCGA
Musca domestica (house fly) is the source of this 3111-nucleotide messenger RNA. It is a transcript of the gene Ptp61F, whose product is annotated as tyrosine-protein phosphatase non-receptor type 61F. Gene Ontology annotation, molecular function: protein tyrosine phosphatase activity. Gene Ontology annotation, biological process: protein dephosphorylation. NCBI's taxonomy places the organism in Eukaryota, Metazoa, Arthropoda, Insecta, Diptera, Muscidae. The record is from RefSeq and is a predicted model, not a curated record. The transcript is spliced from 7 exons. Bases 566 to 2341 code for a protein of 591 amino acids.